AUGUCGGACGAUAUGCAGCCUGGCGAGAUCCCACAGUGGCAGCGUGAGACUCACAACGAGUACUUCUACAAUCUCUGUGAUCUGAAGUUUGCUCUUGAUGAAGACAUAGUCGAAGAUGUCGCGAUUCUGACCCGCGAACGGCUGUCGUCGCUAUCUAUUCAGGUGCUGGAUGACCUCAAUGUCGACGACGAAUCCCCUCUGGACUUUUCACCCUCAUUCUAUGCCCCAGUGCCACGGGACACGUUCGAGACGUUUCUUGAGACAUAUACGCCACACCUGUUUCCGGACCAAUACAGCGACGGAACCAGCAUGGUACUGUUGCUAUCUUUCCGGCACGAUAAGGCUGCGCGCAUCAUUCAGGCGCAUUUUGACGGCCAUCGUCUGUUCAUCAGGCAGUCCCGACUUCUCGAUCUGGAUGCCGACGAGCCGACACCGGAUGCGUAUCUUUUGCUGCGCUGGAUGGCAAGCCGGCCCCAAGGCAACACGGCAUAUGGCAAGCCAUUUUGCACAGACGAUGCACCGAUGGCAAUCACCACAAAAGAACCUGAAGAGCCGAGCUCAACUGUCGCUGUGCAAGCCUGA
This is a messenger RNA of Sporothrix brasiliensis 5110, 582 nucleotides long. RefSeq lists its product as uncharacterized. The transcript is spliced from 2 exons. Bases 1 to 582 code for a protein of 193 amino acids. NCBI's taxonomy places the organism in Eukaryota, Fungi, Ascomycota, Sordariomycetes, Ophiostomatales, Ophiostomataceae. The record is from RefSeq and is a predicted model, not a curated record.